This is a messenger RNA of Podarcis raffonei (Aeolian wall lizard), 1448 nucleotides long. Its product is annotated as loricrin-like. Bases 22 to 1104 code for a protein of 360 amino acids. The transcript has 2 exons. NCBI's taxonomy places the organism in Eukaryota, Metazoa, Chordata, Lepidosauria, Squamata, Lacertidae. The record is from RefSeq and is a predicted model, not a curated record.
CAGGGCAGUGGUGGCCAGAGCAUGGGAGGAGGGUCUGGUGGUGGUGGUGGAAUGGGUGGUCAAUCUAUGGGUUGUGGUGGCCAGAGCUCUGGCAGCAGCAUUGGAGGAGGUUCUGGUGGUGGUGGUGGCUCAGGUGGCCAGACCAUUAUAGUCCCAUGUGGUGGAAGUAGUGGCGGUGGCCAGAGCUCUGGCGGCUACAUUGGAGGAGGCUCUGGUGGCCAGAGCUCUGGCGGCUGCAUUGGAGGAGGCUCUGGUGGCCAGAGCUCUGGCGGCUACAUUGGAGGAGGCUCUGGUGGUGGUGGCGGUGGCUCAGGUGGCCAGACCGUCAUAGUCCCAUGUGGUGGAAGUAGUGGCGGUGGCGGCGGCCAGAGCUCUGGCGGCUACAUUGGAGGAGGUGGUGGCUCAGGUGGCCAGAGCUCUGGUGGCUGCAUUGGAGGAGGCUCUGGUGGUGGUGGUGGCUCAGGUGGCCAGACCAUCAUAGUCCCAUGUGGUGGAAGUAGUGGCGGUGGCCAGAGCUCUGGCGGCUACAUUGGAGGAGGCUCUGGUGGCCAGAGCUCUGGUGGCUGCAUUGGAGGAGGUUCUGGUGGUGGUGGCUCAGGUGGCCAGACCAUUAUAGUCCCAUGUGGUGGAAGUAGUGGCGGUGGCCAGAGCUCUGGCGGCUACAUUGGAGGAGGCUCUGGUGGCCAGAGCUCUGGCGGCUGCAUUGGAGGAGGCUCUGGUGGCCAGAGCUCUGGCGGCUACAUUGGAGGAGGCUCUGGUGGUGGUGGCGGUGGCUCAGGUGGCCAGACCGUCAUAGUCCCAUGUGGUGGAAGUAGUGGCGGUGGUGGUGGCCAGAGCUCUGGCGGCUACAUUGGAGGAGGCUCUGGUGGUGGCUCAGGUGGCCAGAGCUCUGGCAGCUGCAUUGGAGGAGGUUCUGGUGGUGGCUCAGGUGGCCAGACCAUUAUUGUAUCAGGAGGCAGUAGUGGAGGAGGUGGCCAAGGUUCUGGGUGCUGCAUUGGAGGAGGUUCCAGUGGGGGCUCCAUGCAGACAAAGCAAGCUGUUUGCCUCCCACCUGGUCUAUCUCAGACCAAGCAAUCUUCCCAAUGGCCACCUAGCCACAAGUAAAGGGCUUCCACGUCCUUUGCUUCAUUCUACAACAAUGUGUUCUUCCGGAAGGAAUAUGAGACCGAAGUGCCAGUUUAUUUCUCCUUGAUGUGAAAUCCCACCUUAAUGUGGAACAGCUUUGCAUGUUGCAUGCCUUCUUCUCAGUCUCAGUCACAAUCCCUUGCUUGUAUCUUCUGCAUUUCAUUUUGUUGGUUUGUUAUUGCAUGUUCAAUGUUUUAUUGUCCAAGAAAGAAAGAAAUGUUUAUUUAUGCUGAAGCGGUAUUGACAGUAUGCCCCUACAGUUUCCUGUUUCAGUCUCCACUACUGCAUGGGAGAUAAUAAAGCUUUCUUGAGAACUAAAAUAA